AUGAUGAUCGAACUUUUGCCUGACUACGUAACACCAAAGGUUCACUUCAUCACGGAAUACCCUCGUUCGAUUGAAAAAUAUGGUCUACCUAUAUUGAAUUCUUGUAUAAGAUUUGAAGCCAAACAUUUGUAUUUCAAACAAAUUGUUAAUCGUACAUUUAACUUUAAAAAUCCUCUGUUUACUCUUUUGAAGCGCCAUCAGUUACGUCGUUGUUUGUUGAGCGAUUCAAACCGGUCUACCUACUCACCAUCAAUGAUAAUUAGAUCGUCAAAAUCAGUAGAUUUGUUUGAACUUGCUAUUCCUGUUCAACUUUUAUUGAAUCAGUAUAUUAAUCAAACUGAUUCUGUAUUUGAAUAUGAAGAUAUUGAUGGUGAAACAUUGGUCUUACUUCAAAAUAAUGAUAUGAUGCAUAUAUUUCCAAGAAUUAAAGAUCGUGUAAAAUUUAUCGAUCUACGUUCGAAGCUGAUCUCAAACCAAAAUGAAGAAGAUGAAAAUAACAAUGAAAGCACAGGUGUAUCAAAUGAGAAUACUAAACAAAGUUCAUCUGUUUCAAAUGAAGCUAAACGAUCAAGUAAUGAUAUUGAUCCGAUGACAGAUCCUGAUCCCUCAUCAAAUAUUGUUUGUUAUGAUGAUGAUAAUGACGAUGCUUUGACGAAAGCAACAUUGCCGAUAGAUUAUGAAGUUCCACAAUUAACUGUGAGAAUGCAACAUCACAUUGAUGACAAUAAUAUUUCCAAAUUUAAUCCGCAUACAACUCUACGUGGUGAAUUAUUAUCGAUUCUGUUUGAUGAUGUAACAACAUCACAUCAGUUGUUCUAUCCAACGAAUAAAAGAAGAGAUUGGCAUGAAUCCAUAAAGCAAAAGUUUAAGCGUGAACGUAAACCAUUACAAAUGGUUCAUAAUUUUGUGCAAGCGAAGCAAGAUAAAUAUGGUAAAACAAAAGGACGCCCGAAGCAAAAAAGUGCAAUUUUACAAGCUGAACGAAAAAUCAAAGAUACACCAAUGAUCAAUUUGGCUGAUAAACAAAAUGAAAAUUUAUUGUCCAUAGUCAACAAUAUGAAUAUGGAAUUACUUAAAGAUAAGCCUGAUAAUGAUACACUUAAUGAUCUUUGGGCACAAUCAUUCAACAUUCGCCGCCUAUGCAUUCGUGAAUUAUCAAUAGAUGAAAUACUUGAACGUUUUCCUGCUUAUCGUCGUCCUGAAUUAAUAUUAGCUGAAGUAAAAGACACUGUUGGUGUUGAUAUUAAUAAAAAUACAAAUGAUUUAUUGCCGCAUUUCUUCGAUUGUAUACCUGAUAACAGUUGUUUUUUGUCUGAUGUUUUACCGUUUCGAGUAGUUCGUGUUUUAUGCAAAAUUUUUGGCGAUCCAGUCGGCAAUAUUUUUACACAUGAGGAUAUACUUGUACCUUAUCCGUGCAUUAAAAUUUCUGAUGAUAAAUUCGAACUUUAUGUCGACUUCCAUUUGAUCGCUGGCGAAUCACUUGAAGAAAUCGACGAUAAUGAAGAAUUCGACGACAAUAAACGUUCUUCUUCUCAUUUGAAAAUUAUUAGUUCCAACACUUUUAAUCAAGUAUCUGCUAAUGAACUCUCAGAAAAUAAUGAAAAUACAGCAUCCAGUUCAGAUGAUGAAGACGAUCCAUAUCGUUUAUCAAUAGCUACUCCACCGACUUCAACCGCUGAAGAUGAACGCUCACGAGCUAUUCUUGCAACUCCAUCAACACCACCAGUAACUAUGAAAAAAUUAUCAAAUAAUACAAAGUCAACAAGAUCAACCACGAUUUCCUUCUCGAAAAAAUUAGCAUCGGUACAUCAACAAGAAAAUGCAGUGGAUAAAAUUCAACAAAGAAAAAAACACUCUUCCACUGGUUACACGAAAACGUAA
Molecule: messenger RNA, 1881 nt
Organism: Rotaria socialis
Lineage: Eukaryota; Metazoa; Rotifera; Eurotatoria; Philodinida; Philodinidae
Source: the annotation of a GenBank genome assembly